AUGGCUGUACCCGAUGUUCAUCCGUGGCCUCAAACGGGACGUCCAAAUGUCCGACUUAUACAAGUGUCCCGACAGUGAUGUCUGCGAAAAACUUGUUCACAAACUCGAAAACAAUUGGAAUCGAGAGCUAACGAAAAAGAGCCCCAGUUUUAUGCGGGCGACGGUCAAGACAUUCAUCGGACCAUUAGUGCCAUCAUUUAUACUCAUUUUCAUCGGGGAGUGUGUCAUCGAUAACGGAAAGACCAUUUUAUUGGGAUAUGUGUUGCGGUUCUUCGCCAACCCGGAGACCGAGAGCUUGUGGAGGGCGAGUGUGUUCGCGGGCGCACUGGUGGCCAGUUCUCUCAUAUUCAUAUCUUUCUUACAUCCGGCCUUUUUCCUCGCCUACAGAGUGGCCGUUAAAAUAAGAGUUUGUUGGUGUGCUCUCAUGUACAAGAAGACAACAAUCGGACAGAUAUUGAACUUAAUGUCCAACGAUGUGAGCCGUUUGGAUGAUGUAUGUGUUGUCACCGAUAAUAACAUC
Medioppia subpectinata is the source of this 520-nucleotide messenger RNA. The record is from the annotation of a GenBank genome assembly. Lineage: Eukaryota; Metazoa; Arthropoda; Arachnida; Sarcoptiformes; Oppiidae.